Molecule: messenger RNA, 1248 nt
Organism: Oppiella nova
Lineage: Eukaryota; Metazoa; Arthropoda; Arachnida; Sarcoptiformes; Oppiidae
Source: the annotation of a GenBank genome assembly
AUGUAUUCGUUCCGUUAUUUCCACGCAAAACAACCCUUUAAUUACACGAGAAAACAGGCGGCCGCGGAGUUGGCGAACAUCGCGACCAAAGUGUCGCUCGCCUUCGAAGCGGACGGCGCCGAAGUCGCGCGCCUUUACUUCGCGGGUCUUUCGGACGAACGGAACUCCUUUCACGAGUUGCGCCGAACGAUGGGAAUAGCGGUCGGCGACUACUAUAUCACGUGUCCGACUCUGGAGUUCGCGAAAGAGGUGUUCAGAAGCGGCGGAAUGAAAGCCAAAGUCUUUGAGUACGUCUUCAACAGCAAACUUCGCGACAACUUUCUGUGCGCGCAAUGGAUGGGCGUUUGUCACGGAAACGAUUUGAUUCCGAUGUUUGGACUUCCGCUGACUUCCGGUUCCGGGAAUUACUCGAAUCGCGAAAAAGAGAUUUCGCGACAAAUGAUCGACUUUUUGACGCAUUUCGCGAAAACAGGAGCACUUCCGCCGCAAUCGGGCGCUCAUUGGCCGCACUUUUACGCCAUCGAUGACCACAUAAUAGCGCCCUUCUAUGAGGUGACGUCACAACCGAAGCCAGUGUCCAAUUUCGGCGUCGGAUUCAAAAUCAACGAAUGCGAACGUAAAUUUCGCUCAUUUUCUACACAAAAGUCACUCCCAAUGCGCGCUCUCCUCCUCUGCGGCGCUCUUCUGGCCGUCGGCUGUCUUUCGGCCGAAGAAGAAGUCGUCGUUCGUAUCAAAAGCGGAGAAAUCCGCGGAAAACAAGCCGAAGCCGACGGACAGCCUCUCACCGUCUUUCUCGGCAUUCCUUACGCCGAACCGCCGAUCGGAGAGUUGCGGUUCCGGCGCCCGCGGCCCGUCGGCCCCUGGACGCAGCCCCGGGAGGCCAAGGCGUUCAGCAGCGCGUGUCACCAGAAUGGCCGCAUGUUUGAAAUCGAGGACUACUUGGAGAACAAGAGUUUCUCCGAAGACUGUCUUUAUCUCAACGUUUGGUCGCCAAAAGGAAGCGAAGACUCGCCGAAAGCGGUAAUGGUUUGGAUCCACGGCGGCGGCCUUUUGGUGGGCAGUGCGAGCGAACACUACUAUAGGGGCGACAUUUUGGCGACGAAAGGCGACGUCGUUGUCGUCUCCAUGAACUACAGACUAAACGCUUUGGGAUUUCUGUAUUCGGGCGAAGAGUCGGCGCCGGGAAACGUCGGGCUCUGGGAUCAGGCGCUGGCCUUGGAGUGGAUCAACGACAACAUCCGCUACUUC